Molecule: messenger RNA, 456 nt
Organism: Durusdinium trenchii
Lineage: Eukaryota; Dinophyceae; Suessiales; Symbiodiniaceae
Source: the annotation of a GenBank genome assembly
AUGGUCUUCUUCACGAUCUUCGCCACGAUCGAUUCGUUGACCUUGCUGGGCGCCAUGACCGGCCUGUUGGGCACGUCGGUCUUCUCUUUGAAGGCCAUCGCUGACUUGGAGUAUGACUUGAUCAAUUCGGUGGAUUUCUUCAGCCGCUACAAUCAAUCACACAGGGUAGAAAUGGCUUUCCUGGCCUUGAACGUGCUCUCGGUGCUCCCGUUCUUGGCCAACUGGUGGCUGGCCCCAAUCCAGUUGCUGUGGGCUGCCGCCUUCUAUGCAAGAACCCUGACUGGAGGAUAUGUGAUUGAGGAGAAGGAUGUGUUCAAGCCAGAGGCAUAUCAGAAGCAGCGGAGAUGGGUCAUGAUGGGCUUCUUCAUUUACUUGGUCUCUAUUUUCAUCUACUUUGCUCGUGCGAUGUGUGCCAUCAUGGACAUCCACGUGCACGGCAUUUCGCCCUAUGACUGA